Sesamum indicum (sesame) is the source of this 2925-nucleotide messenger RNA. RefSeq names its product SH2 domain-containing protein A. Gene Ontology annotation, biological process: signal transduction; regulation of DNA-templated transcription. NCBI's taxonomy places the organism in Eukaryota, Viridiplantae, Streptophyta, Magnoliopsida, Lamiales, Pedaliaceae. Gene Ontology annotation, molecular function: DNA-binding transcription factor activity. The record is from RefSeq and is a predicted model, not a curated record.
CAGCCGUCAUACUCAUUAACAACUCAAACUCCCCCCCAAAGAGGAAAAGCAAGACGAGAAAAAAACCAAAAAUUUAAAGGAAAAGAUUCUUGAAAUUCUUCAGAAAAAACAAAUACAGCUUAGUGGCAGCGUUUGGAAACCGGUGGGUUCUUGAAAAGUGGUUUUGGUUUCUGUAAAUUAUUGUUGCUGUGAUCAGGAGAAGUGUGGGGGAGGAAAGAUGGGUGGUUUUGGUGGGGUGGACGAGACGGGCUAUGUUUUGCUGAAAAAUCUUAAGGUAGAAUUGAGGAGAGAAGGUGAUGGAGAUGAUGGUGAAAAAGAAGCAGAUGGGUCUUUCGCUCUCUGUUUCUGGCUUUACAUUGACAACUGUGCUUCUUACCCAUCUGCAAUUCUUGUUCAGAAGCACCCAGAUAUUGCAUCUAGUGUUCCUUUCCUUUGGUUGGAUGACAAGAAGAGACUGAACCUCUUUCCAUCACUAUUUCUGCAUGAAGAGGCACCGGAUCCUGAUAACUCAAUUCAAUGGACGGAAGUUCCAUGUGCCUCCACUGAGAUUGAGUUUCCAAUGAAGAAAUGGGUUCAUGUUGGAUGUGAGGUCUUGCCGGAUCUCCUAAGGCUUCAUGUUGAUGGCGAAAUAUCGGAAAAGAGGCCUUUGACUUGCUCAUUGAACAAGGACUUGCAUGCUGAUGCGCUGAAGAAAAUAUAUAUGACAUGUCCUGAUGAUACUGAGGAUAUAUUUCAUGGUUAUGUUCAUGGACUUGAUGUCCUGAUUCCAUCAUCAGCUGUCAAAAAUCAUUAUGUCAAGGAUUCUCCAGUGCGGCUAUCAAUUGACUAUUCAAGUGCAUCUGAGAUUGAAGAAGACAUUGAUGGUGUGUGGAGCAUUGUUGGGGGCAAGGCAUCAUGCCGGAGGAUCUUUUCUCUAGAUGUUACAUUAUUGGAUCCAUUUGGUUGCCCUGUGAACAAAGAAUUAGAGGUUGCUGCUGCCCUUUUGUAUGCUGACAAUAAGGCCCCUGUUGAGAACACCAUUGAUGCAGAACCUCCCCUUCUUAUGAGUUACGACGGGAUUGAAUAUGCCUCUCAUGAAAGACCAUGUAAAUUAAUAAAUGGACGUGCUUCUUUUAAGCUCAAGAUAUCUCAGCUUUCGUCAAAGUGCGAUAACAGGCUCUUCAGGAUUAGGUUUGACAUUCCAAAAUUGGGAAGAUUUCCAUUUCUUGAGACCGUCUCCCUACCUAUUCGUUGUAUUUCACGUUACAGGCGAACGGCUUCUCUAACAUGGAAAAAGUCAUCCAAUAGAACUUACUAUAUAAAUGGGUGUAGAUCCCCUGGUCCAGAUGAUGGCCCUAUGGAACUUAUGCCGAGUAUUGUACGUGAAGCCAAACCAAGUCCUUCGUCGAAACGGAUAAAAUUAGGGAAUGACGUACCAUUUCCGAUGUUCACGGAAGAACUGAAGCAAGCCAACAAAGGACAGGAUUCUCAUGCUUGGACUAGUAAUGGGGACGAUGCACAUGCGAGGAGUAUAGAUGGGAGACCAGAAAACCAGUAUGGAGCAGAGAAUGUCUCAUCUGCUUCACAUAAUAGCCAAGCAACAAACUCAGACCUGAAAAUGCCCAGUGUUUCAAGUCCAAUUUCAGAUUUGAUAAUCUUCAAAUACUGCCUUGGAGGUCCAGCAGAGAGAUCUCAACUGCUCAAGGAAAUUGCUCUUUCAGCUAGUGAAGAACAACUUACACACUUUGCAAAGCAGGUUUCGUUGUUCUCUGGAUGCUCGCAUCACUGGACUCAAAUAAAUAUUGCAAGGAGAUUGAUGGUGGAAGGUAUACAAGCUUGGGCUUCAAUAUCAGAGAACAACAACCAUGUUCAGUGGGAGAAUCUGGUUUCCAGGAUUAAUGAACACUACAUGAGGAUAGCCUGCUGCUCUCGUUCUCUGACGGAUCAGGAUUUUGAGUGUUUGAGGAGAAUAGCUGGAUGUCGAGAUAUAGUAUCCCAGGAAAAUUUUGAGAGACUGUGGGCUUGGUUGUACCCAGUAGCUUUCACUUUGUCGCAAAGUGCUGUUAAUUCAAUGUGGAAUUCAAUGUCCCCCGUAUGGAUGGAAGGAUUUAUCACAAAGGAAGAAGCGGAAUUGAUACUUACAGGCUCAGGGGGUCUUCAAGACCCCGGAACAUUUGUAUUGCGAUUCCCUACAUCGAGAAGCUGGCCUCACCCGGAUGCUGGUAAUCUGGUAGUGACUUACGUUGGUAGUGACUACACCAUUCAUCACCGGCUGCUUUCUUUUGAUUUCAUUAACAGUUCUUCCAUCACGGAAUCCCCUGUAAAGCCGUUGCAAGAUUUGCUGCUUGAAGAGCCGGAGCUCUCCCGACUGGGAAGGAUGGUAAGAAGCGAGUAGGUCAUCCAAGAUUCAAUCCACAUCCCAUUUUCAGGGCUUUAAUUUCCCAGUUCUCUUUGUUGUUCGCUCUCACCGUUUCAUCUCUAGCAACGUAAACUAUAGAAGAAAACGACAGUCUUGUUUGGUAGUACAAGGGCGAUUUGUCUGUGUACAUAUAUUAAUCAGGUCAUUGCUCCCACCUUCUCUAUGGCUUAAUUCUCAGGCAUUUCCAGAAGCUGAACAAUUUCAAAUGCUGUGCACUUUAGCAGAGCCGUGAGAGAAACAGUAGACCAGCCGUCUCACUCGUGGCAUCGAGUAGCCGACUUACGUAUCGAGAUUGGAGGUGUAUUAUGUAUAAAGUAGAUAGGGACGUGAGUUACAAAAGGUUUAAGGGAUGGAGUAGUUGCCAAUUUUAGUAGAUAGAGGAAGGAUUUAUUGAGUAGGUAGAGGAAGGAUUGUUAAUGUUGUGUCUGUAUCUCAAUCAAGUCAGGCUGCUUAUGCCUUUCAAUCACUUGUACUGUGUUAUAUGCAAAAAUUGCCUAAUUUAUGUGAGCAAAUGUGUUUUCUUCUCA